This is a messenger RNA of Adineta steineri, 639 nucleotides long. Lineage: Eukaryota; Metazoa; Rotifera; Eurotatoria; Adinetida; Adinetidae. The record is from the annotation of a GenBank genome assembly.
AUGAGAUUUACUGAUAAACCCUUAUCAUUUUUAAUUGAUGAUAUUCUUAAAUCAUCAAAUCAAUCAACACAUCAUACUUAUCCAAUAAUAAAUAAAUCUUUAUGUUCGAAUAGAAAUUUUGAACAAGGAAAAUUUUCAUCAUGUCAUUCAAAUUCUUCUCAUCAUUGUCAUUUAUCAAUUUUACAAUCCGAUUCAAUGUAUUCAAAUUUUAUUCAUCAUAGACGUUGUCGACGAACACGAACAGUUUUUUCUGAUGCACAAUUAAUUAGUCUUGAAAAACGUUUUGAAACACAAAAAUAUCUUUCAACAUCGGAUCGUAUUGAACUUGCGGAUAUGUUACAUUUAUCUCAAUUACAAAUAAAAACAUGGUAUCAAAAUCGUCGAAUGAAAUGGAAAAAACAAGUAAUGCUAGAUGGUUUUAAAGAAAUACCAACAAAACCAAAAGGUCGUCCAAAGAAAAAUUCAAUUCCAUCUUUUGCUGAAUUACAAAGACUUGAAAAUGAAAAACAAAUAAGUACAUCAAUUAUUUCAUCAUCAUGUACUUCUGAUGAUGAGGAAUAUACGUCACAAUCAACAAAUUGUUCCGAUGACGAUGAUGAUGGAGAAGAAGAAGAAGAAUUUAUUGAUAUUGAACAAUAA